Porites lobata is the source of this 1327-nucleotide messenger RNA. Lineage: Eukaryota; Metazoa; Cnidaria; Anthozoa; Scleractinia; Poritidae. The record is from the annotation of a GenBank genome assembly.
AUGGCAAGCAACAUUACCUCUGUUUCAAAGAGGGAAAAAGUAAUUUCCCUCUGGUCGUCCGGCUAUCAAAAUAAAGGAAUAUGCUCAAGGCUUCACCUUUCACAUCAAACCGUCUCCAAUAUCCUUUCAAAGUUCCUGCAAAAUGGGACGGUGGCUGCAGGAAAACCAGGAUGGAAAGAACGCACAGUCGCUACUCCAAAUGUGGUGGAAUUUGUGGAGUAUAGCAAGGUUUUUACAUCACGGGAGGAAACUGUUUGUUGACUGAGUUAGCAUCAAUCGCUGUAGCUAUAGACGAAUCACGUAAAACAUAUUAAAGUAAAAAAUACAGUUGCAAACGAAAACAGUUUACUGCAAUAUAUGUUUGUAGUUUUAGAGCUUGUUGUUCAGUUCUAUCGAUUCAUCUUGUUUACAUUCCUUCGUCAACAUAGUUUUGCUCUAUGAUUGCCGCAAUUACCCUUGCGAUUCAUAUUAUUUCAGUUUUAUAAUACUGUAGAACACUGAUGCUUGGUUAAGUUAGUGAAUAAACACAAUCUUGCUUUUAUUUGACAUCUGUGUGUACUAAAAAGGUGUUUGUGUAUACAUUCCCACUGUCCGGUAUUUGAACCCGUUCAAAACAAUUAUGAACUUUAUUUUUAUACUAUAAAUUUACGACAUAACUCUCCAUUGUGUGGAAUUUACGAGGCUUUGGACAGAAAGUAACUUUUAAAUGACAAAUCCACAAUGACUGAAAAUGUUCUGCGAAAUAGCUGGUGUGAUUGUUUGCAAACCUUGAAUAAUCUCAAGUUCUGUGAAGUUAAUUGAAAACUGUUCGUGUUGUCUCAAAUAUGCCUUCAUCGACCUAAAACAAAACUCACAAGAAUUAAACUCAGGACUAUAAGGGGGUUGAAAAAUUAAUUCAACACCGCGAUUUGUUAGCAGUAAGUGCAACUGGUUUUCCACGAAAACUCCCUGGUGAAAGCCACAGUUGUCCAUUACAAUAACAUCUCCAUUCGCCAAGACUGGAUUCCCCAAAUGGUCUACAGCUUGUAAACUUUCUUCGAAGAAAUGAAUCAUUUCAAAUCUAUUAGAAGGGCCUUCCAAAAUAUUAAAGUUAUCAAUACCAAAAUGGCUAUGGAGAAGGUUUACAGUGUAGUUACAGUUUGAGGCGUACCGUUGGAUUUCAACUGCUAGAAGGCCUUUCUUGCUAUGUCCGUAACUCCGAUUUGGCGUUGUUUUCACGACGGAGGUUUCAUCAAAAAAAUGAACCAUACAGGGAUCAACUCCCGACAUAUACAUAAUAUAGUUCAAAGUUUUCAGAAGAUUUUCAUGAGUUAAAGAUUCUGCAGGA